GACCGGGACCGAGUGGGCCGGAGACCGGGAGCUGCGCCUCGGGUUUCGGCUGCACCACCGGCGGGUCGUGAAUCCUUUCGAAGGCAGAGCUGAAGCGACCGGCGGAGAUUCCGUGAGAUGUUUCAGCUACACGGAGGCGCCCGGCCUUUCCCCGCCGAGGAUCGGGGCCUGUUGUCUGGAGUUGUCUCCCAGACCCGUCCCUUCCUGCUGGGAGACGGGAGCUGCCCCGCAGCGGCUGCCGGUGGAUCUCCGGAGCUCUCACCGCUCCCCUGUGCAAUCCGAACGGCUGAAAACCAAGGGAGAACAAGGGGCAAAGGUUUCGGAAUUGAAUGGACAUAUCCUGGGGCUCAGCGGUGAUGGGAAGUUGCAGGAAAGUGGUGCUGAGGUCAAAAGUCAAGCAUGUUCUGAGUGAAGGGCAGAAGAGGCGCAAGGGGCCGAAUGGCCACACCUUCUCUAUUUCUUAUUUUUUGAAACACGAGUUUACCUUUGCGCCUCACUGUUUCUUGUCCUGUCAGAUUGAACAGGGAGCGCUGAGAGCACCGGACAUCUAUCGGCAGCCGCUGCGGUUAUUUCAUGUUCUCGUUGUUUAUUUGCAUUGGCGAAGUUUGUUGUCUUCUGCACUCUGGCUGAUCUUUCAGUGAUCCAGAUAUAGUUACCGUUCUGUAGCUUUGCUCUGUAUGUUUGUAGGUGUUGUAUGUGGUGACUUAUAUGUACUCUGUUAGUUUUUGGAACAGUCGCUUGGGUAAUCUGAGGUGGAGGAGUAUUUGGGGCUUAUUUAAAACUAUGCAUAGAUAUUAUCCAAAUAGUGUUUAUCUGACGGGUUAAUUCUGAUAUUGAAACUAACUGUUAUUUUUGUGGUUUAUAACCAGAGGAUUUUUUUCAUCUGUUUUGGGAUUGUGAAUAUGUUAAAACAUUUUGGGUUGAUGUUUGUCAAUUUAUAGAUCAUUAUAUUAAUGUGGAUUUUACUUUCUGUUUUGAAAAUGUCUUAUCUGGGUUUACUAAUUUUACUUUGAACUUUGAGCCUUUGGGAACUUGUUUUGUUUCUGAUAUCAAACCUUGACUGACAUAUCCAGCAACCGGCAGCAGCCCGUCCUCGGACACACUCACAGCCAAUCAGAGAACACCCCUGAGAGACUCUUGCCUCCAUUGGCUGAGGAGUGUCAGUGGGUGGGAUGCUGGGCGGACCGAAGUUUGGAACCGGGAACGAGUGGACCCGGUGAGAGACCCGAGAUUGGGAGCAGAUCCCCGGGUAAAGGCUGCAACAGCGGCCGGAGUUUUGAAUCCUUCCGAUGGUGGAGGUGAAGAUUCGGGCGGAGACACCGUGAGAUGUUUCAAUCACACAGGGGGUGCCCGGUCUUUACCCGCCGUGGAUCGGGGCCUGUUGUCCGGAGUUUCCUCCCGGUCCUAUCUCCUGCUGCUGGGAUCCGGGAGCUGGCCCGCAGCGGCUGCCGAUGGAACUCCGGUGUGUGAGCGCUCCCCUGUGCAAAAGGACAGGCUGAAGGUCAAGGGAGAACCAGGCGCAAAGGUUAGAAAUGACAAAAAUUGUGUACGGGAAUUUUAAACAGAACAACAUGUCAGUUUGCUGUCUCUGCCCAGAUAUUUAAGGAGUUACUAGAUACUUAACAAUGUACCACUGUUGAUCCUUGGAGAUGAAGAAUUUUGUCAUCACAGCUGGAAAAGUGCUUUGUGUCUGAAAUGAAGUUUUCUGUUGUAACUCACUGAAAUCCACUGGAACCGGGGAGCUGAGAACACACCAGCAUUUGUUCACUGGAGAUCAGUUCUUCAACUACAUUGAUUGUGCAAGGGGUUUACUACAUCUGAUAUUUGAUUUAUGAAUUGACAAAGAACUGUGGGAAGGGAUUCACUCUUCACUCACUCAUCUCACCUGCAUGCACAACAGCGAGUUCACACUGAUAAGAUGUCGUUCACCUGCGCUGAUUGUGGGAAGGGAUUCCCUCGGUCAUCCAGCCUACUGACACACCAGCGAGUUCACACUGGUGAGAAGCCGUUCACCUGCUCAGACUGUGGGAAGGGAUUCACUCAGUCAUCGCAAUUGCGGAGACACCAGUCACUUCACACUGGGGAGAAGCCAUUCGCCUGCUCAGACUGUGGGAAGGGAUUCACUUGGUCAUCUGAACUGAAGAUACAUCAGCGAACUCACACUGGGGAGAGGCCAUUCACCUGUUCAGACUGUGGGAAAGGGUUUAUUCGGUCAUCUCAACUGAAGGUACAUCAGCGAGUUCACACUGGGGAGAGGCCGUUCACCUGCUCAGUCUGUGGGAAAGGAUUCACUCAGUCUUCUGUACUGAAGGAACAUUAGCGAAUUCACACUGGAGAGAAGCCGUUCAGCUGCUCA
This is a messenger RNA of Hypanus sabinus (Atlantic stingray), 2356 nucleotides long. RefSeq names its product zinc finger protein 239-like. The coding region runs from base 1919 to 2320 and encodes 133 amino acids. The record is from RefSeq and is a predicted model, not a curated record. The transcript has 3 exons. Lineage: Eukaryota; Metazoa; Chordata; Chondrichthyes; Myliobatiformes; Dasyatidae.